CUGAAUAGAAACAUCGCGAUAAACCCCCCUCCUUUGCGUCCCUGAAAUCGACAAGCUAGCUGGUGUCACCGUAGCGGAGCGCCCUGUCUUAAUCCAGACCUCCAGAACGGCCCCGCAGAGGACCCGCAGCCAGACCCCCCUCGAAUCCACGCAACCCGACAGCGCCGCCGUCGCGGGAUAGGCAGAGCCGUCGCCAGUCGCCAUGGGCAACAUAUUCGGGAACCUGCUGAAGAGCCUCAUCGGGAAGAAGGAGAUGCGCAUCUUGAUGGUGGGGCUGGACGCGGCGGGGAAGACCACCAUCCUCUACAAGCUCAAACUGGGGGAGAUCGUCACCACCAUCCCCACCAUCGGCUUCAACGUGGAGACGGUGGAGUACAAGAACAUCAGCUUCACGGUGUGGGACGUCGGCGGGCAGGACAAGAUCCGGCCCCUGUGGAGGCACUACUUCCAGAACACGCAGGGCCUGAUCUUCGUGGUGGACAGUAACGACCGGGAGCGGGUGAACGAGGCGCGGGAGGAGCUGAUGAGGAUGCUGGCGGAGGACGAGCUGCGGGACGCCGUGCUCCUCGUCUUCGCCAACAAGCAGGACCUGCCCAACGCCAUGAACGCGGCGGAGAUCACGGACAAGCUGGGCCUGCACUCCCUGCGCCACCGCAACUGGUACAUCCAGGCCACCUGCGCCACCAGCGGGGACGGCCUCUACGAGGGCCUGGACUGGCUGGCCAAUCAGCUCAAGAACAAGAAGUGAGGCGGGCCCGGAGGAGGCGGGGCCACAGUUAGGGGGAGGGAGGGAGGGGGGGGAGGGGUACUCGUUUUCUUUUCUGUUCUCGAGGGUUCGGGCAGGAGGGUUGGGCCGGGGGCUGUGAAGGAUCAUUGUGAACACCCCCUAUCUCCCAACACACACAAACAAAUAAACAAACGAACAUGUGCACUUCAUCCUAAGAUAGGUUUGCGUGUGCAACCCUUCAAGACAAUGGGAAAUUUAGUUAGGACUACCGUGAUUGGUCAAUCUGUCGCCAAGUGUUGCUGAGGUACCAAAAUUGCACUUAUCAUAGAUUUUCCCAUUCCUUACAGUCCCACAGAUUACUGUUUAAUUUGGCGCUCCAUGGCGCGCAAAGAAAUUAAAUGCAUGCAAGACUGUUUAUUUCAGAGCAAGUGUGAACAGCACAGUAUAAUUUGGCUAUAGUCCUGUAUAAAUCACCGAAUCUAGGUGGACUUCAGGCUUUUCCGAACCUCGGCCUACGGAAGCCUUUAUUUGCCUGAGAAGGCCCGUCUCAUCUGGGGACAGGCAGUUGAAUAGUAAGGCUUUUCCUCGGCGAGAAUGGCUGUUGUGUCUGUUUGCAGCCAGUGCUAGCUUGCAAUCUCUGCUACUGCCCGGGCUCCGGAAUUAAUGGCGGUACAUUUUCUAGGGCGGCGGCGGCGGCGCUGAAUGUGAGCAUAUGUAGAAUUUGAGUGGUCAUGUGACUCAUGGUCUUAGCUGCUGUCCGACUGUGACGUUAUUGUGAGUCUGUAAGUCCCGCUGUGAGAGGUACAAUCCAGAAACGGAAAUCCGAAGGCUCUACGGGUACACAGUGUAUUGAUUAAUUUAUUUUUUUGCGCUCGUUUAUUUAUUAAUUUUUCAAUUUCGUUUUGAACGUUGGCUUCUAAGCGGGGUAUGUGAAACUUGCACUCGCCAAUGCAGAGGUGUGUUCAGAGACUUAUGAGAAAGCGUUAUUUAUUCAUGUUAAUUAAAAAUGCCCCUGGAAGCAGACUUGGGAAACCCCAGGUGAGUCACAGGCCACUCUGAUGUCACUCCACCUCUGUCCAUUUUCCGUCACAGUUUUCACUUCAGUGUCCAAUAACUUCCGAACUGUUCACAUGAGCCGAACCUUCUCACAAAAUACAAACCUCUCUACACACCACCGGAUUGCAUGUUGCAGCUUCUGGUCUGUACGUUUCCCUGCAAAACGGUAUAGGACAUACAGGGUACAAAUCGCUCGUUUGUGUUCGAUUUUCAUUUUUCUCUAAAUGAGGAGGGUGUUGGUUUUACCUUUUACCCUCUCCGCCUUUUAAUACUUUUACAAUAAAAACAGUUGAAAUUUUUCAGAUCCUGUUGACAAGCUCCAGAACCUUCCAGAAACCGCGUGUAGGGACGGAAGUGACAGUGACACCGGCUUGUGGCCGCUCGGCUCCUGCAAAUCGAGCAUUUUUUCAUUGUUCCGUUUUUUUUUAUUGUUUUUUUUUAACCGAAAGCUUGGCUCAGUCCAGCUGGAUUGGCACAGAUGACCGAACCAACUGAGAAAAAAUGUGUUUUCACAAACGUCACACUGUGUUUCUUUCUGUCUGCGCUACGCUGCUCUACGUUCAGUCAAUGGCCCUACAGUGGAUUGUGUCUCUUAGUUGUGAGCAACGGAGAGGGGCAUUUCCAGCUAAAUGCAGUGUGUUCGCGGUCGGGAAUGACAGCGUUUCCUGUCGUAUUGAUUUUUUCUCCACUGUUACUUGACCGCGGUCGUGACCCCAGUCAGACAGAGUAGGGCACUGCACCUCAGUGUGCUUCUAACUGAGGACACAAGUCGUGGAUCUGCAGUUGGUUUUUGUCUGUACUAGGCAACCCGUUGAGCUGAAUCCACGAGUAUUUGGUUUUAUGAAUUUUUUGCUUAAUCGUGGGGAUAAGCUGUUGUUCUUUUUUGUGUACGAUUUUCCGUAACCUGUAAAAAUGAAGUAGGGAUCCUAAUCGGCACGUUUUUAUAUCAAUAUUAAGUCCUUUAUUUUGAAGUGUUGGGGGGGGUAGGAGUCAUGUGAUGUAACAGAGGUGGGGCUAUUGUUUUGCAAGUGUUGAAAACUGAUAUGACAAUGAAAAUCAAGGUUGUUUUAGGGGUUUUUAUUAUUUUAUUGGCUGGAACCUUUAUUUUUUAUUGUGUUUUAUUUAAGUUUUUUAUUUUUGCUCACUCUGUUUAAAGGUUGUGAACAUGCCAUGUCUCCUCAUGGGUUUUCAACAGUAAAGCAGAUCAGGGUUGCCAGAUUGAUUAAAUGUCUUUCAAAUGUAGAAAGGUGGAAAAUUUGAUGGGGUCGUUAUUGGGGAGGAAUAACAAACAUCUGGCAACGCAGAAAUGGGCACGUCUCUAGGAAAGCCUCCCUGGGGAACGGCACUCCUGGGCCAGUGGCACCGCAAACUUCUCCCCCUCCCCGUAGUCACCCGCUAACCCCCUUUACCCAUCGCUCACAUUCCCGCCCGCUUGCUAGAUAGACAAAGCGGUUAGCGACAGCUAGGCUAGAUAGAUGGCGCUAGCAGAACUGCCUGCGCUGCGCUGUGAAAAACGAUGAGGCAGUCGCAUGCCCUGCCUUCGUCUGGAUAGAUGUGUUUAGAGAGCUGCAUGCACUGUGGAGACGGAGGACUCCUGUUGCAUGCCCCUCCGUUUAGCCGCGUGGAUGUAGCCGCCUUCGUUUUUGUUCCCCCGGCCCUUUAAGAGCCGAGCUGCAGCAUGCGACGCAGGGGCCUGCUUAGCGUUUCAGCCGGCCGUGUCCGCGCCCGUCCGACGCCGUGCGGAGAUGGGGGAGGGGGGCGGGGCUCGCGCUGCGAUUCCUGGAGCCCCAGCGAAAACGCAGUGGCCUUUCGCUCUGUCGCAGGAGAGGGGGAGGAGUCGGAGGGAAGGGUCCAAACAGGCUCCCCUAGGCACCGGUUUUCCUACACCGAAUUGUCUGCCCUACUCCAGCCUUUUAAUAAGUGCUGACUCCUAGCAUUGGCUCUGUUUCUUAAGUGGCGGUGAUAGUGUAGGACUGGUAUAUGUAUCAGGACACAGCUGUGGCCGCUGGCGUCACACGGUGAAUGUUUGAUUCGAUGAAGGACUGGCGAUAGUUCCAGGAUCUGGUCUAAAUAUGUGGUUUUAAAUGAAUGCAGAUGUAUCUCUUUGUCCGGUUAUGUUCACCUAAUUUAUCAUAUUUGUUAUAUUUAUUUAUGGUAUUUAUCUGCGUACGCAGGAAGGGCCAGAAAGGAUCGAAUGAUCGUCAUGCGGUUUGACAUGCUCAAAAUAUUGGAUAAUGCAUUCGGCUUGAUACGUGUGCUACGCUGCUGAAAACUUAAAAGUUCAAUAAAAAAGAAACCUCCUUUGUGCACCAAGCGUGCAAAAAGACUCAGAGGCACAGGCCCUUUUUUUUUUACAAUGUGGGGACAAGGUCCUCAUACUGUCACGAAACCCUGAAAUAAAACAUUUAAAUGAACAAUGUGAGGACACUGUGUACAUUAUGUUUCGCUUUGAUUGUAUUUGAACUGGGCACGUGCAAACCAAUAAUGAAGCACUUACACGUGAACAUAUCUGCACGCAAGAGGGGCAUCGAUUUUGGCAAGGGCCCCUCAGCUGUGUUCAGAUUUACCGCGUUAGUGGCUCUGUACACAUCGACAAAUUCAGCAAACCCACCUUCUGGUUGCGUGGAAAACAUGCAUAUGGGUUCUGUAUUAAAAUAGCUAGUUAAGUGGUCUAAUUUUUUGUGGCCUUAUACUAUUAGUGUCGUGUAACUGAGUUUGUUUUCUUCUGUUAUUGUUUGUUUGCAAAUUGGAUGAGGUUUGACCAUUUUUACAGGGAAAUUUGUUUCUUUGAAAUACAAUAUUGUUUUUUAAAAAGAAUUGUUUACUAUUGUUUAUUUACUUACCCAUUUUCCUGUUUACAAGUUUGUGUUUGUUCCUUAGUGCUAGACCGUUCAUUUUCCAGCCAUUAGAUUCCUGUGUUUUUAAGAGUGUUGCUUGAUUAUUUUGGUCGUAGAUUUGAUGUUUUUGGGUCAAAAACUUUGAUGGAUAGACUGUCUGUGAAAAAAAUAAAAUAACAAAAAGACCAUUAAAGUGUAUCGAUGAUGAAUCACUCAGUAACAUAAUGAAGACGUAGUAAGUGGUGAUAAAACAUCUGGUCUCUGGAGUCACCGCUUGACCCUGCGACUGUAAAAUAUGAUAAUAAACUGGUGUGUUGAAAAAUAAACCUGUUUUCCUUAUGACCUGU
Anguilla rostrata (American eel) is the source of this 4967-nucleotide messenger RNA. Its product is annotated as ADP-ribosylation factor 3. The transcript is spliced from 5 exons. NCBI's taxonomy places the organism in Eukaryota, Metazoa, Chordata, Actinopteri, Anguilliformes, Anguillidae. Gene Ontology annotation, cellular component: plasma membrane; cytoplasm. The record is from RefSeq and is a predicted model, not a curated record. The coding region runs from base 203 to 748 and encodes 181 amino acids. Gene Ontology annotation, biological process: intracellular protein transport; vesicle-mediated transport. Gene Ontology annotation, molecular function: GTP binding; GTPase activity.